Microtus oregoni (creeping vole) is the source of this 2594-nucleotide messenger RNA. It is a transcript of the gene Kif6, whose product is annotated as kinesin family member 6. The record is from RefSeq and is a predicted model, not a curated record. Gene Ontology annotation, biological process: microtubule-based movement. NCBI's taxonomy places the organism in Eukaryota, Metazoa, Chordata, Mammalia, Rodentia, Cricetidae. Bases 68 to 2479 code for a protein of 803 amino acids. Gene Ontology annotation, molecular function: microtubule motor activity; ATP binding; microtubule binding. The transcript has 23 exons.
GGAGUAGGAAGUUUUGUGUAGGUCUAACUUGGAAAGGUCAAGGGUCAGUGCGGAGUUUCUGUUGGUGAUGAUGAAGCAGACGAUCCAGAUUUUCGCUAGAGUGAAGCCCCCCGAGCGGAAGCAGCAGCAAGGGAUUUAUUCUAUAGAUGAAGAUGAGAAAUCAGCACCUAGCUUGGAAAUUCUCUUACCCCGAGAUCUAGCGGAUGGAUUUGUGAACAACAAGCGGGAAAGCUACAAGUUUAAAUUUCAAAGGAUUUUUGACCAAGAUGCAAAGCAAGACAUCAUUUUCGAAAUCAUUGCCAAACCAGUCGCCCAGAGUGUCUUGGCAGGCUACAAUGGUACCAUCUUUGCAUAUGGGCAGACAGGCAGUGGCAAGACCUUCACCAUCACAGGUGGGGCUGAGCGCUACAGUGACCGAGGCAUCAUCCCAAGAACUCUGUCUUAUAUUUUUGAGCAGUUGCAAAAGGACAGCAGCAAGAUCUACACAACACACAUUUCUUACUUGGAAAUCUACAAUGAGUGUGGCUACGACCUGCUGGAUCCGAGACACGAGGCCUCCAAACUGGAAGAUCUGCCGAAAGUGACAAUAUUGGAGGACCCUGAUCAGCGCAUUCACCUGAAAAACCUGUCUCUUCACCAGGCAACAACCGAGGAGGAAGCUUUGAACUUGCUCUUCUUGGGAGACACCAACAGGAUGAUUGCGGAGACUCCUAUGAACCAAGCUUCAACCCGAUCACACUGUAUUUUCACUGUUCACUUGACCAGCAAGGAGCCGGGAUCUGCCACUCUCCGACGCGCAAAGCUCCAUUUGGUUGACCUGGCAGGGUCAGAGCGUGUUUCGAAGACUGGAGUGGGGGGCCUGCUCCUGACAGAGGCCAAGUACAUUAACCUGUCGCUGCACUACCUGGAGCAGGUCAUCAUCGCCCUUUCUGAAAAGCGCCGCACACACAUCCCUUACAGGAACUCCGUGAUGACCAGCGUGCUCAGAGACAGCCUGGGAGGGAACUGCGUGACCACUAUGAUCGCCACUCUCUCACUAGAGAAGAGGAACAUCGAUGAGUCCAUCUCUACCUGCAGAUUCGCUCAGCGAGUGGCCCUCAUCAAAAAUGAAGCUGUCCUCAAUGAAGAAAUUGACCCCAAACUGAUGAUUACCCGCUUGCAGAAGGAGAUUGCUGAUCUGAAGGCGGAGCUGGCCAUGGCCACUGGGGAGUGGAGGACCGAGGCCCUCACGGAAGAAGAGCUCCAUCAGCUGGAAAAACUGAUAGCAUCCUUUUUGGAAGACCAAGAUCCAGAGAGUAGACUGGAAGUUGGUGCCGAUAUGCGUAAAAUCCAUCACUCUUUUCAUCAUUUUAAGAAGCUGUUGAAUGACAAGGACAGCAUGAAGAAUACAGUCUCCUCCGAAACCACACACCAAGCAUGCCAAGAGCCAUUGAAGGAUGAAGAACAUACAAAGCUCCGAGACCUGCUCAAGCAGAGGGACAAUGAAAUCAAUAUCCUGGUCAACAUGUUAAAAAAGGAAAAGAAGAAAACUCAGGAUGCUCUCCUCUUAUCGAACAUGGAGAAGAGUGACGCUAGGCUGCCCCGGAACUCACCCUUCAUUCCUGGGAGCCCAGCAGCUCAGAGCACCUCGGUCCCCUCAGCCCCGAGCCAGGCCCAGGACCUCAGCAUCUGCAGGCACAGAUCCAGUUUGCUCCACAGAAAAACAGGGAUGAGAGAGGAGAUGUCACUGGGACGCCAGGAGGCUUUUGAAAUUUUCAAGAGGGACCAUGCAGACAGUGUCACCAUCGAUGACAACAGACAGAUUCUCAAGCAGAGAUUUUCUGAAGCAAAGGCUCUGGGAGAAAGUAUAAAUCAAACGAGAAGUAAAAUUGGUCAGCUGAAGGAUGCCAUCACCCAGCGGCACCUGCAGCAAGUAGCUCUUGGAAUCUCAGAGAAUAUGGCCCCACCCUCCAUACCUGACCUCCAGGAAGAGAAACUGCGAUCACAGCUGGAAGAGGAAAAGACCAGGUACAAAACAACAUUCAUGCGCCUGAAAGCCUUGAAGGUGGAGAUUGAGCACCUGCAGCUGCUCAUGGACAAAGCCAAGGUGAAGCUGCAGAAAGAGUUCGAAGUCUGGUGGGCUGAGGAGGCCACCAAUCUGCAGGUAAACUCCCCAGCCACGAAUCCCCAGGAACACCUGAAGCCGGUUCCCCAGCAGGACCAGCCACAGAUUCUCCUCAGGAAAAGUUCUCAAGGCCGGGAAGCUAAAGAUGGAGUUAGCAGUCUGGAUAUCUGCUACGACAGGGAUGCCAGAAGAAUCUUCCCCUCCCCAUGCCCCAGUCAGCACAGCCAAGAGCCCAGUAGCUCCAGGACCCAGCUGCAAGACAGGCCAAUGUCAUCCAUCCCUCUCACUGGAGACAGCCAGACAGAUUCUGACAUCCUGGCAUUCAUCAAGGCCAGGCAGAACGUUCUGCAGAAGAAAUGCCUGGGAAGCAACUGACUUUCUGAUGGAGUCCAAGCCUGCCCUGCAGACAGAGUGACUGAUGCGAAGAUAAAGACCCUGCCCCUCACUAGUGACCUCGGAUAUGACAUAAAGCCACCCCAGAGCAGUUGGC